Molecule: messenger RNA, 723 nt
Organism: Pipistrellus kuhlii (Kuhl's pipistrelle)
Lineage: Eukaryota; Metazoa; Chordata; Mammalia; Chiroptera; Vespertilionidae
Product: cell surface glycoprotein CD200 receptor 1-like
Exons: 4
Coding region: 1-723 (240 amino acids)
Biological process (GO): regulation of neuroinflammatory response
Cellular component (GO): external side of plasma membrane
Molecular function (GO): signaling receptor activity
Source: RefSeq, a predicted model, not a curated record
AUGACGCUGUAUCCAAACCGGCCAGCUAAUACUUCCCUGCCUGUGCUGGUGGAUACAAAGGCUUACCUCUCUUGCCCUCCUAUCGUGUUGACAAAUACGCUUUUAACAAUUUGGGAAAUAGCCCUCCGAGACAAGCCUUUCUGCAUCAGAACCCACAGGAGAUACACAAAAGAGAUCAUAGAAACAAACUGCACUGACAAGAGAAUGACCUGGCCAGACAGACCUGACCAGAUUCCUGCCCUUCAGAUUGACCCAGUGGCCAUCACUCAUGAAGGGCAUUACAGGUGUGAAGUGGCAACACCUGAUGGGAAUUUCCAAAAUAACUAUCACCUCCGAGUGCUAGUGGCCCCUGAGAUGACUCUGUUUCAAAGUGAGAAUAGAACUGCGGUGUGCAAGGCAGCUGCGGGGAGGCCGGCUGCCCGGAUCUCCUGGACCCCAGCGGGAGACUGUGUCCCUGAGCACAAAGAUUGGGGCAAUGGCACAGUGACUGUCCAGAGCACGUGCCACUGGGCGGAUGGCAAUGUGUCUAUUGUGUCCUGCUCUGUCUCCCAUGAGACUGGCAACUGGAGUCAGUCCUUAGAACUGAAUCAAAUCCAGGGAGGAGGCGGCGCUGCCACCGGCACCGGGGUCGGGGUCCGGAGCCACCGGCAGCACCACAUCCUUGCAGCAAGGCCACGCAGCCAGGAUGUUGUCCAUGCUGAACAUGCUGGCGGGCAUCCCUGA